This is a messenger RNA of Candidozyma haemuli, 972 nucleotides long. It is a transcript of the gene MRS4, whose product is annotated as Fe(2+) transporter. The record is from RefSeq and is a predicted model, not a curated record. Bases 1 to 972 code for a protein of 323 amino acids. Lineage: Eukaryota; Fungi; Ascomycota; Pichiomycetes; Serinales; Metschnikowiaceae. The transcript has a single exon. Gene Ontology annotation, cellular component: mitochondrial membrane. Gene Ontology annotation, molecular function: ferrous iron transmembrane transporter activity. Gene Ontology annotation, biological process: iron import into the mitochondrion.
AUGGCUGAAAACCCUCACAUGCUCAGCGAGCCCAUCGAAAUCGACUACGAGGCCUUGCCUGAUGAUGCUAGCAUAGCAGCUCAUCUCCUGGCUGGUGCCUUCGCUGGUAUCAUGGAGCACACGGUGAUGUUCCCUAUCGAUUCGAUCAAGACCAGAAUGCAGAUGAUAGCGUCGGGCCAGCCGUUGAGCAAGUCGGUCAUUGGCUCCAUCUCCAAGAUUUCCAGCCUGGAGGGCGCCUACGCUUUGUGGCGAGGUGUUUCUUCGGUUGUCUUGGGUGCUGGUCCAGCUCACGCCGUCUACUUUUCGGUUUUCGAAGCUACCAAGACCAUGUUGGUGAACCGUUUGACUGACUCCAAGACCACCAAGAUUGUCACCGACGAGUCCCACCCCUUGAUUGCCCUGGGUGCCGGUAUUGCUGCCACUGUGGCCUCUGAUGCUUUGAUGACGCCGUUCGAUGUGUUGAAGCAGAGAAUGCAGCUUGGUACCUCCACCGCUGCUGUGGAAUCCUCCCAGUCCAAUUCCGCCAAACUAAUGAAGACUGCCGGCCAGAUUUAUCGUAAGGAAGGUUUGUCUGCGUUCUUUAUUUCAUACCCAACGACGCUUUUCACCAACAUUCCCUUUGCUGCCUUGAACUUUGGUUUCUACGAAUACCUGUCGCAGGUGUUGAACCCAGACAACAAAUACAACCCAUACUACCACUGUAUCUCCGGUGGUAUUGCCGGUGGUAUUGCUGCUGCCUUGACCAACCCAUUGGACUGUAUCAAGACUGCCUUGCAAACCAGAGGUGUGUCUCAGAACGAGCUGUUGAGAUCCGUCAAUGGUUUCGUAUCCGCCUCCAAGGCCUUGUUCAAGCAAGGCGGAAUCGGUGCUUUUACUCGUGGUCUUAAGCCCAGAAUCAUUUUCAACGUGCCCUCCACUGCCAUUUCCUGGACAGCUUACGAGAUGGCCAAGGAGGUCUUGUUGAGAGACUAA